This is a messenger RNA of Rhinopithecus roxellana (golden snub-nosed monkey), 5361 nucleotides long. It is a transcript of the gene HDAC8, whose product is annotated as histone deacetylase 8. Lineage: Eukaryota; Metazoa; Chordata; Mammalia; Primates; Cercopithecidae. Gene Ontology annotation, molecular function: histone deacetylase activity. The transcript is spliced from 11 exons. Bases 223 to 1464 code for a protein of 413 amino acids. The record is from RefSeq and is a predicted model, not a curated record.
GCCCCGUAGGGCAACAAGGAUGGUUAGUUUUGACCCUAUUUAUUUGUGCCAUAAAACAAUCGAUCCUAAUUGACAGCUAUUUGGACUUUUACAUCUGCCAAACCCUUUUUCUUGAACUGUGGUCGCUAAAUGAGGGGAUCCUGGUCUGGGAAGUCCCAUCUAUUCCUUCAAUAGGAUGGGGAGUGGGGCUAGUGUCUCCAGCGAUCUCAAGAAUAGGAGGGAAUGUUGACCAGGGAGCACCGCUGCGGCCGAUCAGAGGAGCAGGAACUGGAGCCCUGGCCGAGUCCGAAAAAAGCCAGAUCUGGAAGGUGCCUGCGGAACGGUUUUAAGUGGAAGAUGGAGGAGCCGGAGGAACCGGCGGACAGUGGGCAGUCGCUGAUCCCGGUUUACAUCUAUAGUCCCGAGUAUGUCAGUAUGUGUGACUCCCUGGCCAAGAUCCCCAAACGGGCCAGUAUGGUACAUUCUUUGAUUGAAGCAUAUGCACUGCAUAAGCAAAUGAGGAUAGUUAAGCCCAAAGUGGCCUCCAUGGAGGAGAUGGCCACCUUCCACACUGAUGCUUAUCUGCAGCAUCUCCAGAAGGUCAGCCAAGAGGGCGAUGAUGAUCAUCCAGACUCCACAGAAUAUGGGCUAGGUUAUGACUGCCCAGCCACUGAAGGGAUAUUUGACUAUGCAGCAGCUGUAGGAGGGGCUACAAUCACAGCUGCCCAAUGCCUGAUCGACGGAAUGUGCAAAGUAGCAAUUAACUGGUCUGGAGGCUGGCAUCAUGCAAAGAAAGAUGAAGCAUCUGGUUUUUGUUAUCUCAAUGAUGCUGUCCUGGGAAUAUUACGAUUGCGACGGAAAUUUGAGCGUAUUCUCUACGUGGAUUUGGAUCUGCACCAUGGAGAUGGUGUAGAAGACGCUUUCAGUUUCACCUCCAAAGUCAUGACCGUGUCCCUGCACAAAUUCUCCCCGGGAUUUUUCCCAGGAACAGGUGACGUGUCUGAUGUUGGCCUAGGGAAGGGACGGUACUACAGUGUAAAUGUGCCCAUUCAGGAUGGCAUACAAGAUGAAAAAUAUUACCAGAUCUGUGAAAGUGUACUAAAGGAAGUAUACCAAGCCUUUAAUCCCAAAGCAGUGGUCUUACAGUUGGGAGCUGACACAAUAGCUGGGGAUCCCAUGUGCUCCUUUAACAUGACUCCAGUGGGAAUUGGCAAGUGUCUUAAGUACAUCCUUCAAUGGCAGUUGGCAACACUCAUUUUGGGAGGAGGAGGCUAUAACCUUGCCAAUACGGCUCGAUGCUGGACAUACUUGACCGGGGUCAUCCUAGGGAAAACACUAUCCUCUGAGAUCCCAGAUCAUGAGUUUUUCACAGCAUAUGGUCCUGAUUAUGUGCUGGAAAUCACGCCAAGCUGCCGGCCAGACCGCAAUGAGCCCCACCGAAUCCAGCAAAUCCUCAACUACAUCAAAGGCUCUAAAUCCUGGUAGAGCCACAGACAAAGAAUAGAAACAGGGGAACUAAGCAAGCCUUGAAGCUACUCGCUCACACCUCCAUAUGGGCAGAUAUGUGUAUGCCCUUGCUUCCCUGCACACAUACCCAGGCACAUAGCUCCAGAGAGUGGUGGCAUCUUGCUAUUGAGGAAAUGGAAAUGACAAGUGAGAGAAGACAUAAGAAAGGUAAUGCAAAGGAAAGAGAACGAGGAAAGGUAAGAACCCUAAAAGAGCAGAAAAUCAAACAGAGAUUUGAGAUAAAAGGCUGGGAUAAGGGUUGAUGAAAAAAAUAAUAGAUCUUAAAGGACAUGAAAAUUACAUGGAAGUCAAGCUUUUUAAAGAUCCUAACAGAUUAAAGCAAUAUUCUGAUUGUAACACAAUGAAAUCAAACUGGAAGAAAACAUAAGGACCAGGAAUUGGGUCCUACAAAAGCAACUACCUGCAUGCAAAUCCGGGCAACAUGGCUUAGCAGCAUUUUACUAAAAGAGAAUUAGGGAUUUGAGUCAACUCGGAGCUCAGUAUGAGUCACCAGGGCAAAGUGGCCUCCAGAGAUGCUAAUGCAGUAUCGACCUCAUUUUAAAGGGCUCUAGACAAAUAGGAGCAUGUUCCUGGAGGUCAGUCAGGCUGGGGAGAGGACUAGAGCCCAGGCUCCAAGAGGUCUGGUUGGAGGUGCUGGGACCUUUUGGAGAAGACUCGAGGAUGUGGUCUCUACUCCAUAUAUCUGUCACAGAGCAAAGGGCAUAGACAGAGUCUAUGUGGCCACAAGGCAUAGAGCUGGACCCAUGGAUGGAUAUUUUAUAAAGGCAGAUUUUCAUUCAAUAGAAGGAAGACAUUUUCUAACUAUUAGAACUAUCCAAAGUGGAACAGACUGCCCAGAAAGGCAUGAGGUCUCUGUCACUGGAGAUAUACAAAUAGAAGCUAGACAAUCCCUAGGCUGUCAUAUUGUAGAAGGGCCCCUGCCUUGGGGGAGGGUGAUUGGACUAAAUUGCUGUUAAGGCUCCUUCCAACCCUAAGAUUCUAGGAUGCUGUAUAUUACAAAGAGAAAAUAGAAAAAGAAAGAAUAUGGUGAGAGUGCAGGGGUUGGCAGAUGAGUCACAGUUGUUGGGUGUGGGGAGGUGAUGCCAUGUAUAAGAAAGAAUUGAUGCAGAGAAGAAGAGAAACUACAUGGCUAAGAGUGGGUGAGGAGGAGCCAGAGAGGGUAGACAGCAAGUGGAGUGGCUAUAGAAUACUAGCAAUGUUCAGACUUUCCGUUUAGCCAUCCCUUUCAUAUUGACAAAGUCUUGUUUUCUAGCCAUGCAAAUUUAGCAGAACACAGAAGCUCAGAACCGAAGAGAAAUUCAGCUAAACCUUUAAGAAACGAGGCUAGAAAGAAGUCCAAAUGUUGCUAAAAAUGGCUAGGCUAACCUGCUAUACUGAUACUGUGCCCCUCCAGCAUGGUGACGCAUGCUGCCAUCAGAUAGUGCGUUGCCAUGACAAUGGUCAGUGUGGAAAGGCUGCUGAAUUUUCUGAAUUCUGAAAAAUUUUCCUGAACCUGUCUACAAGACUGUUAUUUGUUCUUGCAUAUAAAAACCUCAGUGAAGCUGGCCAUUUCUCACUGUACCUCCCCUCCACCUCCCCUCACCCCAUGAAAAAUAAAGAGUAGGAUGUGACACAGAUUGCUUUGGGGAGGUAAGAUGGCAAUGAGGGAAUGAAUGGAUUCAGCUCCACUCUAUGUGAGGGAGUUCAGCCAGCAUAUCUGGUUGAAUUUGUUCAGCCUUUAAGCUUGGGCUUUUUCUCUUUCUUGCCACAUCCCUUAGAAGCACAAAAGAUGAGAUUGUAGCCUAUUGGAAAUCAAACCUGAGAAGAUUCAUCUUACAGAAAUGCGUUCCACAUGCCACAGGAUGACUGAAGGGACAGGCAAAUUUAGACCUCACCUUUCCCAGCUUUACUGCCCAUUAGUCUUUCUGAGAGGAAAAAAGACCCACAAAGCCAUGGAGAGUCCAUUCAAGCUGUUAGCUUCACACAGAGAAAAACUUCUCUCGUGCCAAUGAGCUAUCUUGAAGGCAUGUGUCGUUGUUCAUAAGAAAGUAUAGGUUAGAGAGCGGAUGGCUCUGUCCAGCUCAUGACUACUACUGUAAAAUCAUCCUUGCACCAUCUUGAUAUGCUUAAAGCUGGUUGCCUUUCCUCUGGUGAAUGUACUCCAGAGGAAUUGGCUCACGGUGAACCUUCCAGAGUUGGAAUAAUGCUGAUAUGAUUAAUCCUCAGGGAGGGCUAGUUCCUCAAGCCUGGCUAGCUCUGCAUGGGGAAAUGCAGAUAAAGGUAGGAGGCUUUCUAGUUUCUGGUACUCAUGACAUUCGAAUCAAGGGGAGGCCCCUAGGAGACUCAGAGCUCCACACUGCAGCCCAGGCCCAAUUCUCUUGGGGAGCAGGAGUGGGGGAGUUGUGCAUUUGUGAGAAUGCGUUACAGUUGCGACCCGAGGUUUCAACACUUGCUCUGUGUUCCCAGAACUAUUCCCCAGGUUUGACUGGGAGAGAAAAAGAAACAAACAAGGUCAGGAAGUAAGGAGGAGAAGGAGGGAAGGGGGAGGCAGAAGACACAAGGGAAAAAAAAAAGGCCUUGCAUGCAUCUGCCCUUUCUUUCCCUUAUUGAAGGAGCCGUAGGAUGGCAACCUAACAAACUGAUACGGGUGUGGACAGAAACAACACAGAUGAAAUAGGAAGAACAGCUACUAUUUAUCUUACAGAUAAGGGAACUGAGGCUCAGGGAGGAUAGGUGACUUGGCCAAGAUCGCCUUUAUUCAUCCAGCAAGUAAUUACUGAGCUCCUACUGUGUGCCACACACUGUGCUAAUAAGCAGUGGGCUGGACAUUGGAACCCAGGCCUGGAGUGGAGCUUCAGAGUCAGGCUGUUUGACCUUUAUUUCCCUCCUCUCCUUGGCAGCAUUGCUCUGUCAAAUCUACUCGUCAUCCUGUCUGCUCUUUCCAAUCGCCCCUAGUAAACCCUCCUACCUCACACUACAUGCCCAGCUCCUUCCAUGUGGCUAAUCCUAAACGCAUGAAGUCUCAUGACUCCCUGGAAAUGGGAAAAAGACAUUCUUGGGCAACCUUCGAAAUUCUGGCGCCAGACAUAGGCUUUCUAGCCCUCCCUAGGCCCCGCCCCUUCCCCCACCAUACUGUAAUCUGAAACUUCUAGCUCCCUUUCAAGAUGAGUAGAGAAGGAAAAGAGAUGGACAGAAGGUAGAAGAAGCCAGCUCACCCAGCUCCUACUGCCCGAAAUGUGCUGUAGCCACCAGACCCAGUCUGUCAUUUGCAGUUCCACAGCCCCAAUCUGAGACCCUUUGCACAUUUGCUGGUAAUAUUCUUAGGCGAACCAUUGUGCUGGGUAUAAGCAGCGCUUCCUCUGGCAGCCUGACAUCCGAGAUUGUCAUCCUUCUAGGGACUAGCAUUGGAGCUCAGGUUUGGGCAUAUUCAAUGCCUGCUGAAGCCCCAGGCUUAAAGCAGUGCUCCUGCAUGGUGGGACUCUAUACCAUGGAAACUUGGCUUCCUUCUACACUGUCUCUUACUUCUUGAGAAGCCAUGAGGAUAAGUUGAAAGGUAGGGUUGGUCCCAAGGAUAAACUGACCAUUUGCUUUAGGACUUCUUGGAAGGACUUUGGAGCAGGGUUUUGGAGGAUACCUGAGCCAAUUUGCAUGACUUCAGGUGAAAAUACCUGCGAUGUCCAUCCUUUAUCUCUCUUUCCUGUCCCCUGCUGGCUCUUUAUUCCUCUUCAUCUCCCUGUGGUCCUUUCCAGGAGUCUACCGCCAAGUUGGACUUCCUCAUCAAGCAGGUUCCUCUCUUUCUUGUUUCACUAAAGAGUUAAAGAGAUGGAAAGGCUUCUUGUCAUCAUUGUUAUUGUUGCUGUUGUUAAACAGAAAAAU